Molecule: messenger RNA, 1935 nt
Organism: Drosophila hydei
Lineage: Eukaryota; Metazoa; Arthropoda; Insecta; Diptera; Drosophilidae
Product: FGGY carbohydrate kinase domain-containing protein
Exons: 7
Coding region: 99-1739 (546 amino acids)
Biological process (GO): carbohydrate metabolic process
Molecular function (GO): phosphotransferase activity, alcohol group as acceptor; kinase activity
Source: RefSeq, a predicted model, not a curated record
AAUACAUGCAUCAGAGAAGCCGUAGUUGGAGAGAAGUUUUUUAGUAUGCAAGCAACGCUCGUAGCUGCUGGAAGUUUUAUAGACGAAAAUACUGUAUUAUGAAUACCGCAGUAUACUUUGUAGGCGUAGACGUGGGCACGGGCAGUGCGCGAGCAGCGCUGGUCAACGUCAAAGGUCAAGUGGAGCACCAGGCAGUAGAAAAGAUCAAAACGUGGACACCAGAGCCGGACAUCUUUGAGCAAUCGACCGAUGAUAUUUGGCGUGCAGUCUGUAAGGUCGUCAAGCAUGUCACCAGUAGUAUCAAUAGGACACAAGUGAAGGGCAUCGGUUUCGAUGCAACCUGCUCUCUGGCUUUGAUUGAUUCUAAACAGAACCCGUUGACUGUAAGCAAAUCCGCAAUACAUAUUCAGAAUGUCAUUCUUUGGAUGGAUCAUCGGGCUUCUGAGGAGGCAGAUUAUAUUAAUGCAACCCAGCAUCCUGUACUUAAAUAUGUGGGAGGCAAGGUAUCUCUCGAAAUGCAGAUACCCAAGCUGCUCUGGCUCAAACGUUAUCUACCGGAAUCAUAUAACAAUAUAUGGCGGGCAUUCGACCUCCCCGACUUUCUCACUUGGCGUGCAACAGGUUCUGAUACUCGCUCUCUGUGCUCUGCGGUCUGUAAAUGGAACUACGAUAUCGGGGCGAAUAGCUGGAACGCCGAAUUCUUACGUGACAUCGGUCUCAUGGAGCUGGUGAAUUCACAUUUUUCAAUUAUUGGCAGCAAGUUGGAGCCACCUGGCAAGCAUGUGGGCUCGGGCUUAACGAAGAUGGCUGCCGCAGAACUGGGCCUUACACCGGGCACUGUGGUCAGUACGUCCCUAAUAGAUGCACAUGCCGGCACAUUGGGCAUGCUUGGUUGCCAAGCAGAAGAUAUCCCUACGGAUAUGCAGACUAGAUUGGCUAUAAUUGCAGGCACAUCUACCUGCCAUAUGAGCUUGACUAAACACAUUUGCUUUGCCAAAGGCAUUUGGGGUCCAUACAAAAAUGCCGUUAUACCUGGCUAUCAUCUGAACGAGGGUGGCCAAUCGAUUGCAGGCCAUCUACUGGAUCAUUUGCUCAAGACGCAUGAGUGCUAUGUUGGGCUUAAGGAGAAGUUAGGCGGAGAUAAAUAUAUUUAUCAGCAUCUUAACCAGAUAUUACCAAAGCUAGCCGCCUCUCGGAACCUCCCCGAUAUAGCCUACCUAACGGAGGACGUGCAUGUCUGGCCGGAUCUACAUGGCAAUCGUUCGCCCAUAGCAGAUCCGACGCUGCGCGGCAUAAUGACUGGACUGGAUAUGACGCGUGGUAUCGACUCGCUGGCCAUCAAGUACUUGGCAUUCGUUCAGGCUCUUGCUUAUGGCACACGGCACAUUAUUGAACGUCUUUACCAACACGGUCGGCCUUUAUUCAAAUCGCUACUCUUUUGCGGAGGAUUGUCCAAGAAUCCACUCUACAUACAGUGCCACUCGGAUAUUUGCAAUCUGCCUGCUGUGGUUCCCUACGAGGAGGAAAUGGUAUUGGUAGGCGCAGCCGCCUUAGGCGCUGCUGCCUAUGGUCAGUAUAAUAACUUGGAGACCGCCUCAAAAGCCAUGUCCGGCCAUGGGCAAGUGAUAAGACCUAAUUCCAGCACGCAGGAACUGCACAAUCGAAAGUACCAAGUCUUUCUGAAGCUAUUGAAGCAUCAAUAUGAGUAUAUAAGCAUUAUGCAUCCAGAGAGUGCAUAGGAAGAUUCCCCACAAUUACUACUUGAUGUUCAACACUUGAAACGAAUUUUAUCAAUAAUGUAAACUGCACACUAAUUAGAGCUCAAGUAACAAAUACUUAUGAGACAGGUACAGUUGAUCUAACGACUGAAAUCCACUCAAUUAGGCAAUAAAUGCAGCCGCCUUUGAGUCGAUUUUGCUGCGGCAAACGGGGCAA